AGGGACCGGGAGGUCUCAGGAACUCGGGAGCGGAAAAGGUCACGGUGGCAUGGGGUCACGUGGUCCGGUGGUCACGUGGAGCCAGCGCCUUACGCUCGGCGGCGUCUGGAGUUCUGUGCGCCUGCGCACUGUCUGGCGCAGGGAGGGGCGCGAGGUCCGGGUUGAUCCUGGCUGUCGGCCUCGCGACACUUGGCUGCGGCGGGGUCGCGGAAAUUUGUACCCUUGGCCGGUCCCUCUUCUUUUCCGGCGGAGAGGUUAGUGCACUGCCUUGUUCUGGGAGCUUGCACGGUCCCGGCAUAACGCUCCCCGCCUUUGCUUCCCGCCGACCUGAACCUCUAGCGUCACAGGUUUCACCGCUUGGGAUGUGGUAAUGCCAGCCGGACUUCUCAGAGCCCUGGCCGGAUCUCACUGCAUUUUAUCAAAAACAUGUCAGUGCCAAAGACGUCAUCGAACAUUGAAACCACUUAAGGAAUUUGAGACAACAUGCAGCUCCCUCACCGAAAGUCAGAGCUUGGAUAUGUUCUUUCCUGAUACUGCGGCUGGUGGUUUGAAUAAGUCCCGGAUACUGGAAAUGAACCAGAAAAUAGCCGGUACAAGCGUCCUUUCUCCAUUAAAUGCUGCACUUCCAACCGGGAGCUUCUUUGGGACUCACCAGAAAGUGACUCACAGACCAAAUCUGUUAGGUUCUAAGAGGUUUGUAAAGAUAUUAGGGAGACAUUCCUCUUCUGUAUCAACGGAAACAUUUCCCAAACAAGACUUUCCAAAAAUCAAGAGACCACUGAAAGCAUCGAGGACCAGGCAGCCGUCCAGGACCAACCUUCCAGUUCUGUCUGUGAACGAGGACCUGAUGCACUGCACUGCGUUUGCAACUGCAGAUGAAUAUCAUCUUGGAAAUCUCUCUCAAGAUCUGGCCGCCCAUGGAUAUGUGGAAGUAACAAGCUUGCCUAGAGAUGCAGCCAAUAUCUUGGUGAUGGGUGUGGAAAAUUCUGCAAAAGAAGGUGAUCCCGGAACAAUAUUCUUCUUCAGGGAAGGAGCUGCUGUGUUCUGGAAUGUGAAAGACAAAACUAUGAAGCAUGUGAUGCAAAUUCUAGAAAAGCAUGAAAUUCAGCCCUACGAAGUGGCACUGGUACACUGGGAGAAUGAAGAGCUUAACUACAUAAAAACAGAGGGACAGUCAAAACUUCACAGAGGGGAAAUCAGGUUAAAUUCAGAGCUAGAUAUAGAUGACGCCGUCCUAGAGAAAUUUGCUUUCUCAAAUGCUCUUUGCCUUUCAGUGAAACUGGCUAUCUGGGAGGCAUCGCUGGAUAAAUUUAUUGAAUCUAUUCAGUCGAUUCCAGAGGCUUUAAAAGCUGGGAAGAAAGUGAAACUAUCUCAUGAAGAAGUUAUGCAGAAAAUGGGUGAACUCUUUGCCCUAAGACACCGUAUAAACUUGAGUUCAGACUUCUUGAUCACUCCUGACUUCUACUGGGACCGAGAAAAUCUGGAAGAGCUUUAUGAUAAAACAUGUCGGUUCCUCAGCAUUACUCGCAGAGUUAAGGUCAUGAAUGAAAAGCUUCAGCAUUGCAUGGAGCUAACGGAUCUGAUGCGGAAUCACCUGACGGAGAAGAGGACUCUCCGUCUGGAAUGGAUGAUUGUCAUCCUUAUCACCAUAGAGGUAAUGUUUGAGCUGGGACGAGUAUUUUUUGUGAUUAAGUGAUGACCGAAGGCGAAGUGUUAUUGCAAGAGAUACUCAAGUUCUACAAUCAAAAAUAAAUGCGCAUCUGUUGAGAGAUCUUUUAAUAGGUAUUUAAUUUUUUUAAAUCAAGAACUUGUUAGUGAUCUUUUCAGUUCCUAAAUGUACUGCUGCUUGAAUAAAAAUUAUGAAGAACUUGA
Molecule: messenger RNA, 1872 nt
Organism: Phacochoerus africanus (Common warthog)
Lineage: Eukaryota; Metazoa; Chordata; Mammalia; Artiodactyla; Suidae
Gene: RMND1
Product: required for meiotic nuclear division 1 homolog
Biological process (GO): positive regulation of mitochondrial translation
Source: RefSeq, a predicted model, not a curated record